Messenger RNA from Alosa alosa (allis shad), 3331 nucleotides. RefSeq names its product CUE domain containing 1b (gene cuedc1b). Bases 696 to 1859 code for a protein of 387 amino acids. The record is from RefSeq and is a predicted model, not a curated record. The transcript is spliced from 11 exons. Lineage: Eukaryota; Metazoa; Chordata; Actinopteri; Clupeiformes; Clupeidae. Gene Ontology annotation, molecular function: ubiquitin binding.
CAAGCUGUCCGACGCAGCAAGUAGCCUGUUCGCUGUUCAGCAGACCUAAGGGACAAACUGGAGUUAUGUAUAUUUAAACUGGAAUGGGACCUGGGUGCAAUCAAGCUAAAAAAAAAUGUCGGAUUUAGCUGAAAAACAAGAAGUCCUGAAUUUGACUCAAAGCUAGUCACUGUGCGUUUAUAUCUAAAGCUGGGAAAGGAUGCGGCCUUCUCCCAAAUCCACAAGGAUUGCUGCUGGCUAGCUGAUGUUAGCUAACAUUGGCUAAAUGGUACAGUGACAUGUUUAAAUGCCAAUGUGCUGAGGGGAAGUGGAGAUGCUGAUGCCCUGGCAGCUGAAGCUUGAAGACUCCGUUUGACACCGUCCCUCUGAACAAGGUCCCUCUCCAGCGGCUCCUCAACCUCAGCCAGAGUGGAUGCAGCUGAAGAACAAGCAAAGGAAGAGAAAAAAAGCUGCCGGCUUCUCUCCCUCUCCGUCUGAGGGACUGCCAUGCGCCUGGGACAAUGAGAGGCUGAAAAGAGAGUGAGAGCGAGCGCUGAAAGCAGGAGCCUAGUGUGACAGAGCGAGAGAGGAAGUUGAGGCGCGAAAGAGAAGAGAAGUGAGUGAGAGAGGGAGACCGGGGAGAAACGGGAAACUCCUGCCACUGUGGUUCACUCGGUGCCAGUCAGUUGGACGAGCCAGCGCAGCGGAGCCACACUAUGACCAGUCUCUUCAGGCGCAGCAGCAGCAAUGGGGGCUCUCGGAGCGGCUCGGGCCCGGGCGAGCUCAACAACAGCCGGCCGCCCCGCCAGGUGCGACGGCUGGAGUUCAACCAGGCCAUGGAGGACUUCAAGACCAUGUUCCCCACCAUGGACUACGAGGUGAUCGAGUGCGUCCUGCGCUCCAACAGUGGAGCUGUGGACGCCACCAUCGACCAGCUCUUGCAGAUGAGCAUUGAUGGACAGGGCUCAGAUGACAGUUCCGACUCUGAUGACAGCAUCCCACCAGAGAUUUUAGAGAGGACUCUGGAGCCAGACAGCUCAGAUGAGGAACCGCCUCCUGUCUACUCACCGCCCACUUACGACAUGCACAUCUAUGACCGGAAGUACCCCGGCACCUCAUACACACCCCCACCCAGGUUUGAGGCCAGGCCCCCACCAGGUCACAGACAGGUUCGAAGUUAUCGGAAUUGGAAUCCGCCGCUGCUUGGCAACCUCCCUGAUGACUUCCUGCGAAUACUCCCUCAGCAGAUGGACAGCAUCCAGAGAUCUCAGAAUAGCAGUCUGUCUCAGCCCUCCUCCUCUUCCUCACUCUCAUCCGUGUCCCAGAAUACAGCACCACCUAGUGGUGGGGAGGUUGCAGGGGGACCGUCAUCCGAGCAGGACCGCAAACUGAAGCAGUACUUGGAGGAUGAGCGCAUUGCCCUCUUCCUGCAAAACGAGGAAUUCAUGAGGGAGCUACAGCGCAACCGCGAGUUCCUCAUCGCUCUGGAGAGAGAUCGCUUGAAGUAUGAAUCAAAGAAAUCCAAGUCCAAUCAUUCAUCAGGUAGCAUGGAGAAUUCCACUGCAGGUGAGCAUUUCACCUCCGGCUCUAUGGAAGCUUGCACUGCUGUGUCUGAUGAUGCCAUGUUUCGAGACAAGCUCAAACACAUGGGGAAAUCCACUCGGAAGAAGCUGUUUGAAAUUGCGAGGACCUUCUCUGAGAAGACAAAGAGGAGGAAGUCAAAAAGAAGAACACUACUUAAACACCAUUCACUCGGAACUGCUAACUCUACGGCUAACCUUCUGGAUGAUGUUGAGGGAAGUCCCUACGAAGAAGAUGGUCAGUUAAAAAAAUUGGUCACUCAGGAAGAAGAGGAAUCCCAGAAGGAGACAACGUCAUGAUUUGUGUAAGACAUGUCACAGGAUGGUAACCAUGGCGAACAGGGGAGAACCUGGUCAACUGAUGGCGCGAUCACCCUCUCCCCAACCCAGACCCCACCAGUCCAGGUUUGCCUGUGAGCCGCGAGCAGAAGGAAAGCAGACUCCAUUCUAAGGCAGUCCUCCCACAGGCUUAGAAUUAUUGUUUAACUGCAUAUUACUAUUAUAAUUACUGUAUCAUAACAAUUUGUUAAUAUAUGAUUUUGUAUGUAUAAAAAAGAAAAUUACUCAUGGGUUUUUUCAGAUCAUUAUUUUAUAACUACUCCUGUGAAAUCCCAUUUACAGUGAAAUGAACAUCGGUAGUUAGAUUUUUGUUUCUGUCCUUUUCUGUUUCAUGCGUUGUAACCCUUGCUCAUGUUGGUCUUUCCUUUGUUGGCAAAAAGAAUGGCAUUUAAGAAAAGGUUGAAGAGUUGAAAGCACACAGGUCAGGUCUCUCAUUUAGAAGACAUCCUUGCCAACAGCUGCCGUCUAAAUCCGCAUCUCGGUGUGUAGUAAAUGAUUGGGUAUGAAUUAGUAAGCUAGAGGGCCUCACUCCUGGGUCACUAUUUGGGUACAACACAUUGUUAAUUCAGGAUGUGGGUGUGACAUUGUGUAAGGAUAUAUAAAGAUAUGAUUGCAAAGCUACGCUGUACUUGCCCUUGCAGUUUACCAGAGAUUGAGAAUUUUCUUUUGAUUUCCUCUGCCCAAAGUUCAAUGUUCUGCCAGUCUAAAUCUUGAACUCAUUUGUUAUACACUGUUACCAUAUUAAGCAUUUUUACUGGGGAUACACCAUGUUACAAUUUCAUCCCUUAAAACGAGUCACCAGUAUGCCUUUUCAACCAGUUUACCUGUUGUUAAUGCAUUGAACUACUGGACAUCUACAUUUCGUAAAGAACUCUAAUAUCUUCUGAUGUCUCAGCACUGGCGAGGAUUGUUUUAUUUGGGAUAGCCCAGGUGUGUAACCAGGACUGCUGGUCUUCUGCGGGCAUUGUUGAAGGGACGGACAGUCCAGUACCACUGAUAAAGGCCAGAAAACAGGCUGCUUAUAAACAGUACAUGUGCAGAAGAUCAGUUUACAUUGUACACGUUUUGUCUCUCAGUCUUAACAGCCAGUCCUAAACUCUGGGCCUCCUAGUGUUGCCUGAGAGAUUUGAACCAAAACAAAUCUCCUGCUUUGAACCACAGGGCACACAUAGCUGAUUUUAAAAACCACAUGUGCUGAAGCGUUCUUUUCUCGGUGGCUUCGCUGCAUUUCAAGUUUUCUGCCAGUAAACCUUUGUAAGAUAGGUGAGUAGGAGUAGAAUUCAACCGUGCACUGCCAUAUCUGUUAUAAACAUUUCUAUCAAGUUCCCUUCAGACAAGAAUUCAUCCUGAUACAAGAAAAUGUAGUAUUUAUGAUGUAAGGCUGUUUAUUCAAAGUAACAGAUUUGAAAUUCACCAAUAAAAUGUAUCAGAUA